Molecule: messenger RNA, 753 nt
Organism: Marmota flaviventris (yellow-bellied marmot)
Lineage: Eukaryota; Metazoa; Chordata; Mammalia; Rodentia; Sciuridae
Product: folate receptor alpha-like
Biological process (GO): fusion of sperm to egg plasma membrane involved in single fertilization; cell adhesion; sperm-egg recognition
Cellular component (GO): external side of plasma membrane
Molecular function (GO): signaling receptor activity
Source: RefSeq, a predicted model, not a curated record
AUGGCCCGGCUGAUGACAACACAGCUGCUGCUUCUUGUGUGGGUGGCUGCUUGGGGUGCCCAGCCCAGGACUGAACUUCUCAAUGUCUGCAUGGACGCCAAACACCACAAGGAAAAGCCAAGCCCGGAGGACAAGUUGCAUGAGCAGUGCAGUCCCUGGAAGAAGAACUCCUGCUGCUCCUUCAACACCAGUCAGGAAGCCCAUAAGGAUAUUUCCUACCUAUACGGAUUCAACUGGGACCACUGUGGAAAGAUGGCACCUGCCUGUAAACGACAUUUCAUCCAGGACACCUGCCUCUAUGAGUGCUCCCCUAACUUGGGGCCCUGGAUCCAGCAGGUGGACCAAAGCUGGCGUAAAGAGCGGAUCCUGAAUGUGCCCCUGUGCAAAGAGGACUGUCAGCGUUGGUGGGAGGAUUGUCAGACCUCCUUCACGUGUAAAAGCAACUGGCACAAAGGCUGGAACUGGACCUUAGGGUAUAACCAGUGCCCCGUGGGAACUGCCUGCCACCCCUUCCACUUCUACUUCCCUACACCUGCAGCUCUGUGUGAGGAAAUCUGGAGUCACUCCUACAAAGUUAGUAACUACAGUCGAGGAAGUGGCCGCUGCAUCCAGAUGUGGUUUGACCCCGCCCAGGGCAACCCCAAUGAGGAGGUGGCAAGGUUUUAUGCAGAGGCCAUGAGUGGGGCUGAGGUCCCCAGAGCCUGGCCUCUCCUGCUCAGCUUGGUCCCAAUGCUGCUCAGGCUGCUCAGCUGA